UCUUUUACCUUUUUUCCUUUUUAUUAUAUUUCACCAGUUGUUCGACCUACGAUGGACUUUGUUUCGGCCCCUCUACAGUCGCUACUAUUCAAGAAUGCCGAUAGUAAACAACUUCAAUCAUACCUGGAACAACUUUAUACACAAUUUGGGAAUAGUGUGGAUGAAAAAGAUCGGUUCGGCACCUUACAGAUCAUGCUUCCUGUGCUCCGUGCUCACCUCGACCAAGCAACAAACAAGCGCGACAUUGAACGUUGCUUGACUACAAUUCUUCGCCCACUUAUUUUGUCGACUUUGGCUCACGAUUCCAUGGUUUCUACAGAAAGCGUUUCGUUGGUAGCAAAGUCAGCUGCUCAUUUUGCUGUUCUGUCACUAACGGCCUGUUAUCAACAACAAAUCAAUCAAGAUAUGGGUGAACAUAUAGAGGACACAUUUGAUCAGACAACAGGAGAAGAACAGGUGCUAGACUAUGGAUUUGGAUAUCAACUUUUACAAACAGUUAUAGGUCAACUUGUAUUGGUCAUGGAUAUUGAACCUGAUUUUGUGGACUUGAAGCCAUUGGAAUUUAUCAGUGAUACAGUGCAAGAACAAAAGACAAAAAAAGAUUUAUGGAACGACAUACAAGAAAAAGUUAACAAAUUGAAACAAACCUGCCAUCGUCAACAUAAAUCUAGGAUAUCUAUGCUUCAAGACGAUGAUGAUACGGAUGAUAAUAUCAGCAACAGCAGUCUUUAUAACGGUGGUGGUGAUAACGAGAGUGCCAUUAGCAGUAUUUCUUUCAAUACAACGAUGUCAAUGGCAACGAAAAUGACCUUGUCGGAUUUUACAACAAUGGGAUUAUUGGAUCUAGAAUGUUGCUUGGAUUUGAUGUUACGAUUUGUUCAAGAAGCAUUAUUUUAUUAUCAGCAAAAGCAUCAGGAAAAUCGUGAUGAGGAUGAAUUAUUACAGUCAUGGGUUGAUCUCAUUUUGGACGUGACAGUGGCAAUGUUACCUUGUACAAACGUGGCUAUUCGAUCAAAAUUGGUGAAUGAUCUGUUACCUGCUCUAUUUUGUUGGAAACAAUGGACUCUCAAGGAUAAAGCAAGUCUUAGUACCAUUUGUCAGAUGCUCUGGAAUCGUACUCUUCAAAUAUUUGGUCUCCCUGCUACAAAUUUGUUAAGGUCAGAAACAUAUGGACUUAUCGCCAAGUAUUUUGAUUUUUACUUCGGAUUGGACGCGAUAUCGUUAAAAAAUGACUCUCCUAUUGUCUAUUUGGAUCUUCGUUUUAAGGAUGACUUUUUUAUGAUAUUGCAGAGUGGUCUCCGCAGUGAUGACUCCUUAGCUCGCAAAUAUACAUCUUUUAUCUUGAAAAGAGUCAUUGAUUUUUCCAAAAGGUAUUCAAAAAUUAUUGACAAUGACACGACAAAUCAGCACAGUUGGACAAAAUAUUUUGAGUGGUCGAUGGACAAAUCAGAUGAAUACACCAAUUUGUGGGAUGAUUGGUUUUUAUUGUAUGAUACUAUGCAUGAAACAGUAGUUCAUUUAGUGGAGCCAGUUUUACCGCGAUUUGAAUCACUAUUAUGCUCCACAUCAUUACAUUUGGAUGCUUCUUGGUGGACUCUCUUACUUUAUCGUGGAUUCAACAAUGAAACUAGCAAUGUACAAAAACUCAUUUGGGAAUAUCUAUUUGCUCGCCAAAACACGAAUACUUUGAAUCAAUUGGUUUCACAACAAGAUUUCUUUUUUGGAUCACUUUUGAAAUCCCUCGACAAUACUUCUAUCUAUUCAGUCAAUAGUCAAGGAACUUUAGUUAGUCCAUUUGGGGAACGAUUGAAGCUAUUUAUCAGUCACAUUAUUCAAAACUUUAAAGAUGACAAUGCAAAGAAAAAAUUUAUUCGGCAAUUGAUUCAUCAUUUAGCACAUGUCAUCAGCAGUCAUAUCCUCAUACUCUAUAUUAUGGAAAGUUUGGCCGAAACAAAAUAUAUUGCAUGUUGGGGUGGUGAAGAACUCAAAUCUCUGCGUUAUCUGGUGGACAGACAUCGACACUUCAAUACUCCUAACAGGAAACAAUUCAUUCGAAAACUUGGUAUUGCUUCUUUGAUCCGUUUGGCUAAUCCUGCAACUCUUUCCUUCUCCGACAUCGCAAAGACAUCCUCUUCUCUAAUUGCCGAUUAUCCUUUAUCAUCUACUUCUGAUGAAUACCUGUGUCUCAAGUCAUGGUUGACUCAAAUGAUAUCCGGAGACAAGUCUCUUCAGACUAUGAUUGAAAAUCUUCGCGAGCGGGUGAAUACUUAUGUCUGUGAUGAUAUGUCUCAAGAUAUUCCUAUCGAAAUCCUUCGAAAUCAAGCAAACGUUUUGGCCAGAUCAUCUCUACUUCUGUCCAGUGAUGAUGAUGGAAAAGUAAACCCGAAUACCGUACAAUUUUUAUUCUCUGCAUUAUCUGAAAAACUCGAGGAUAAAAAUACGUCUAUGGCAACAUUCAAUCGACUUUUGGUUCUUUUAGACUCUUUGUGGAAAAACAUUGAAACAUGCUUCAAGACUUCACCAGAUGUAGUUACACUGAUGACAUGGUCAGAAUCACUAUGUAUUCAUAUACUUUCUCGAAUAGAAAGUCAGUUAAUCAGCGCCAACAAGGAAAACUAUGUCACAGAUGAUUCACUAGCUGAUUUAUUACUCUCUGUGAUGCGACUUAUUCUAUGCGAUACAACUGUCUUCCAGGAUAAUGAUAUGAAGUGUGAUAUACUCAGGAAAUAUUAUGGCGAUACAAUGGAAUUAUUAUGCAGCAAAAACAAAGAAUCAACAUCCAAAAGUGAAUUGGUCAAAUUUACUCGAUUGCGUCUACUGAGUACGCUCUAUCACAUGGCUAAUAAAUAUACUUUGAUUGACUUCAAAAUCGACUCUGCAACAAUCGCCAUUAUAUCCAAUCUUAAUAUCAAACGCAGUCCAGAUUUUUCUCGGCAUAGACCUUGGGGAGAUAUUAUGUCGACUUUUAUUCGAUACAAAUGGGAAUGUCUUCAAAGUAUAGUGGACUAUAGCAAAAUGGUUUUGAUACACAAUCCAAAGAUAGAAACAUUUGAUCCUGAAGCUUUAUACACAGCAGGUGUGGAACAAUUGGACAGCGCAUCAGAUUUGUGUUCAGAAGCAAUCAUCGGUUGUAUUACAUCUCUUCUUGGUAUGACGUCUUGGGAAAAGCAACCUGAUUCGGUGAUGACCUGUGUGGACUCUACUUUAGCUAUACUCAAGGAAUAUAUAAAUAGUUCCAAAUCAUUCAGUGUACUGAUCAGGUCACUUAUGCAUAUGGUACUCCAACCAAAUUUAUUAUCUACUCCAAACUUGAAUCAAGAUGAUGGACCGUUGAAAAAGGCUUUUCACAGUAUUAUCGAACUAGGGGAAUGGAAACCAUUAAUUGUCGGUGAGGGUGCACUUUUACUCCAUGAUUUCUGGGCAACUUUUACUCCCGAAUCCAAUGAAUCUAUGCUUUCUUACGUCAAGGAAAUUGCUUCACUCUUGGUCUUUGGUCCUGUACGUGAUCGUAAUGAUCAACGAUUGGAAGCUAGCCUGGCAUUGAAACUACAAUAUGCUGAUGAUCUUGCAGUAGCUGAAGGGACCGCACAAAUGACGUUCAACCAAAAUGAUUACUAUGUCCGGGUGCUAAUGAAUGAUUUGAUUAUACGACUUGACGACACAAAUAGUCAGCACAUUGAAUUUGCUCAUCAACUUAUGGGACACUUGAUGGAAAUUAAUGACAAGCCAGAGUUAUAUGAAGCUGUGUUUAACAAUACACCUUUACAUCGUUUCAAGAUUCGAUCAUGGUGCACUAUUCUUUUAACAAGUCGAUUUAUACAAAGUGACAAGGCAGGAUAUUACAUGGAACGUAUUCUUGGACUAAUGCAAAAGGAAACUAAUAUAUCCGUUCGAUCCUACAUGGAGUGGACAGUAACCCGAUUACUUCUUCAAUUCCCAGAACAUUUGCCUUUGAUAUACAAGCAACUUCAAAUACCAGACGCAAAAGCAUCAUAUAUGAUCUCAGUAAUGACAGUGACCUUCUUUCUUGGUGAAAAAUUGCCAACACAACAAGCUUCAGAUUAUUUUACCAAGAUUUUCCCAUUGUUAGCUCCAUGGAUGAUCCCCAAUCAUUUCAAUAUUCGACUAUAUGCACUUUGCUCUUGGGAAAGAAAUUGGAAUGCUUAUAAAAAACGUGAAUUGGAUCUUGGUCUUGAAAAGAACCCUUAUGUGCCGGCAAUGACAGGGUUUAUUCAACAGAAUGGCGAUUGCAAAAAGAUGGCAGACAAGAUCAAAUCUCAAUAUUAUUUGGCUCGAUUUGACCCUGUUCAAGAUUACAAUAUUGAAUAUAUCUUCCGGGAAAACCUGCAUGUCUUUGAUAUCCUCGAAAAUGAGCGAAUUGGAUCAAAAUCUUUUGUACGUGUCAAUUCGAAACCUGUGCCAACAUGUCCAUUUGUCAAUCCAGACCGCAAUUUUAUUUAUUCUGCUGCUGAUCCAUCCGAAUUGGUAGGUCAUUUUGAAGAUGAUGGUACGAUAACAAACACACAAGACAAUGGAACAGCACAACAGGACUCGUAUCAAAAGAAAAUUAUGCCCUGGGAAAUGAUGUUGGAAACUGAUAUUGAUCUAACCAAGGCUUUAGUGAAGGAGAAGCGUCGACGAAACGAUAUCAUUGUUGUUGCAAGCUUGAUCGAUCGCUUACCGAACAUUGCUGGAUUAUGUCGUACCUGUGAAAUUUUUAAUGCUUCCCAAUUAGCUGUGCAUAGUUUGAAGAUUAAGGACGACCCAUCAUUUACUACAAUCAGUGUUUCAUCAGAGAAAUGGAUGCCAAUGAUUGAAGUGCAAGUACCAGAUCUUGGAGAAUAUCUACAAAAGAAGAAGGACGAAGGGUAUAUGUUAUGUGGACUGGAACAAACAACCAAGAGUGCCAAACUAGGUGAAUACGAAUUCCCUGAAAAAUGUGUUCUUCUUUUAGGGAAAGAAAGAGAAGGCAUACCUGCCGAUUUACUACAACUUUUGGAUCAAGCGAUUGAAAUUCCUCAAUAUGGUGUGACCCGAUCUCUCAAUGUUCAUGUCAGUGGUUCUCUCUUCCUCUAUGAAUAUACCAAACAAAUUCAAUGGCGACAACAAUCCAUAACUCAUCAACAAUAAAAAAAAAAAAGGAAUCAUUCUGUAUUAGUAUAGUAUUAUUGUUGUUAUUUAUCUAUCCAAAAAAAGAAAGGAAUAGAAACCUUAUAUAGUUUGUGAUUCAUGUUUUUUUUAGUCUAUAUAAUUCUCUUUUAUCAAAUAAACCUUCACUUUAUUUAUCAUAGUCU
Molecule: messenger RNA, 5294 nt
Organism: Halteromyces radiatus
Lineage: Eukaryota; Fungi; Mucoromycota; Mucoromycetes; Mucorales; Cunninghamellaceae
Exons: 24
Coding region: 52-5130 (1692 amino acids)
Biological process (GO): tRNA methylation
Molecular function (GO): tRNA (guanine) methyltransferase activity; RNA binding
Source: RefSeq, a predicted model, not a curated record